AUGGCGGAGAAACAAAGCGGGCGGGACCCUGAAGGGGAGCGAGCAAGUUCUGAUCGCCACCAUGCGUCCACGCUGCAAUUGAACCACAUGAACCAGCAAAGCAAGACAGCCCUCAGCGAUGCCGACGAGAGUCAGCCCGGGCCCGUUGCACAGAAGCAAGACGAACGCUACGUGACCGGUACGAAGCUGGCCUUGAUCAUGACGGCGCUAUGCUCCACCAUGUUCCUCGUUGCAUUGGAUCGAACCAUUAUCGCCACUGCAGUACCACGUAUCACGGCCGAAUUCCAUACCCUAAAAGAUAUCAGUUGGUAUGCCAGUGCCUACCUGAUCACGAGUUGCGCUACUCAGCUACUAUGGGGGCGCAUCUACACCUUCUACUCAACCAAGACCCUGUUCUUGGUGGCGAUUGUAGUUUUCGAGGUAGGAUCCGUUGUCUGUGGUGCCGCACCCACCUCGACAGCUUUCAUCGUCGGUCGUGCCAUAGCAGGUACCGGAUCUGCGGGCAUCUUCUCCGGCUCUACCGUCAUCCUCACACAUAUAGUGCCUCUGCAGAGACGGCCUAUCUAUGUUGGUCUCAUGGGAUCGAUGUUUGGAAUAUCGUCCAUCAUAGGCCCAUUGAUAGGGGGCGCUUUCACGGACCGCGUCACAUGGAGAUGGUGUUUCUAUAUCAAUCUGCCCAUUGGUGCCGUAGUGCUCGCGGUACUCAUCCCCUUUCUCCACGUACGUCACCAGAAGCUUGAGAGUACCCUCUCGAGGCAGCUCAUCCGCCUGGACCCCCUUGGCACCUUGCUGUUCCUCCCAGCAGUUGUGUGCUUCCUUCUCGCUCUCCAGUGGGGUGGUACCAGCUACCCCUGGAACAGUGCCCGGGUCAUCGCGCUGUUCGUCCUGGCGGGGGUCCUUAUCAUCUCAUUUGUCUUGGUCCAGGCCUGGAGAAAGGAAGACGCUACAACACCCCCACGAAUCAUAACUCAACGCAGCAUCGCAUGCGGCGCGCUCUACGCCAUGUGCGUCGGUGGAGGGCUCAUCACCAUGCUGUACUCCCUGCCUCUCUGGUUCCAGGCGGUCAAAGGGACCAGCGCAGUCCAGUCGGGCAUCGACACCAUUCCCCUGGUGCUGGGUCUUGUCGCUGGUGCUAUCAUUUCAGGUGGCAUCAUCACGGCAACCGGGUACUAUGUGCCGUGGAUGUUCGUGUCCGUCGUCCUGAUGUCGGUAGGUGCAGGCUUGACCACCACGUUUACCGUCGACACGGGGAGUCCGGCAUGGAUUGGAUACCAGGCCCUCUUCGGUCUUGGGCUAGGCGUCGGCUUGCAACAGCCUAGCUUGGCAGCCCAGACCGUAUUGCCCGAGGUCGAUGUGUCCAUUGGCAUCUCAAUCAUGUUCUUUUCGCAGUCGCUUGGCGGGGCCGUGUUCAGCAGCAUCGGCCAGUCCGUCUUUGGCAACUUUCUUGCACAGAGCCUUGCUCGGGUCUCCGGCAUUGACGUCCCGGCCGUUCUUGCGGCUGGCGCUAUAGACCUGGACAAGGUUGUAGCAGCAGAAAGUCUCGCUGCGGUCUUGUUAGUCUACAACGACUCCCUGCGAAAGGCGUUCAUCGUGGCGGUGGCUGCUGCAGCGGCCAUGGUAUUGCCGGCUUCGGGGAUGGAAUGGCGGACCAUCAAGAAGGGCAACACCAAUAUCCCUGCCACAUAA
Anthostomella pinea is the source of this 1686-nucleotide messenger RNA. The record is from the annotation of a GenBank genome assembly. NCBI's taxonomy places the organism in Eukaryota, Fungi, Ascomycota, Sordariomycetes, Xylariales, Xylariaceae.